AUGAGUGUGUCAGUUAAUGGUUUGAAUGGUCAUAAUCUUGACCAGAAGACUCUGUUUGUGCGUAAUAUUCCUUUUACUGCUACCGAUGCAGAGUUAACAGACUUUUUUUCGCAGUUUGCACCGCUAAAGCAUGCUAUUAUAGUGAAGGAUGGUGAUGGAAACAGUCGAGGAUUUGGCUUUGUUUCCUUUGCUGUUGAUGAGGAUACCCAAACGGCUUUAAAUGAGGGUAGAAAAAUGAAAUUCCAAGGCCGUUUAUUGAGAGUAGAUAUAGCUAAGAGGAGAGAACGUUCUAAAAAAUCUGAAGGUGAUGAAGGAGAAGGUGGGAAAGAGACAGCUUCCAGAGAUAAAACUGUGGAAGAAGAUUCUUCGGAUGCUAUGAUGAAAGGUAAGCCUAAGUUAAUUAUUAGAAAUAUGCCUUGGUCCUGUCGUGAUGCGGAGAAAUUAAAGAAAAUUUUCUCAAGGUUUGGUACAGUUGUGGAAACGACUAUUCCAAGAAAGCGAGAUGGUAGGCUAUGUGGAUUUGCAUUUGUAACUAUGAAGAAACUUGCUAAUUGCGAAAAGGCUAUCGAGGGCUCUAAGGGUUUAAAAAUCGAUGGCAGAGACGUUGCUGUUGACUUUGCUGUUCAGAAGAACAAAUGGGAAGACUAUAAAAAUUUACAGAAUUCCACCGAGGAACAGAAAGAGGAGGAAACCAAAGAUGCAGAUGAAGAAGGAGCUUUAUUGAAAAGUUCAGCAAACGAUGACUCUAGUGAUGAGGAAAAUGAGGAUGAUUCCGAACCGGAACCAAGCAAUGACGAAGAAAUUAGAAAUCCGGAUAAUAAACCAAAAAACAGGAGAGAAAAGUUCUCCGUAUUUAUUCGUAAUGUUCCAUACGAUGCUACUCAAGAGUCUCUGGAGGAGCAUUUCGCUCAAUUUGGUCCUGUGAAAUAUGUGUUGCCCGUUGUAGAUAGGGAAACUGGUUUACCCAAGGGAACCGCCUUCGCAGCCUUUAAAACUCAAGAAACAUAUGAUAACUGCAUAAAAAAUGCACCAAGUGUCGUUAAUACUUCACUACUUAUCAGUGAUGAUGUCCUUCCACAGUAUGUUUACGAAGGUCGUGUUUUAUCAAUCACGCCAACUCUAGAUAAGGACUCUGCAAAUAGAAUGGCUGACGCUAAUGCGUUGAAGAGACGAGAGCUUUUCGGAAUUGCCCCUGGCGAGAAGGAUAGGCGUAAUUUAUAUCUAUUGAAUGAAGGUAGAAUUACUGAAGGUUCGAAGUUGGCCCAACUUUUAAGUACGGCGGAUAUGGAAGUCAGAGAAAAAUCUUAUCAGUUAAGAGUUGAACAGUUGAAGAAAAACCCUGAAUUAAGUCUAUCUAUGACUAGGUUGGCUGUUAGAAAUAUUCCAAGGGCAAUGAACGAAGCUGCUUUAAAAAUAUUGGCACGUAAAGCGGUAGUUGAAUUUGCAACAGAAGUAAAGGAAGGGAAAAGGCAUCCACUAUCCAAGGAAGAGAUUAGCAGAUCUACCAAAGACAAGUAUAAGUUAAUGACAGCGGAGGAAGUAACAGCUUUAAAAAGUAGAGAGAAGAAACGUGGUCUAGUUAAACAAUCUAAGAUAAUAAUGGAAGUCAAGGGUUCAGUUGUUGGAAGAAGUAAAGGUUAUGGAUUCGUUGAAUACAGAGACCAUAAAUCUGCUUUGAUGGGACUAAGAUGGUUAAAUGCGCACGAGGUCAGUUUAGAGGAGAUUUUAGAAGGCUUGACAGAGGAGCAAAAGAAGUCCGUUGACACUGUUGGGUUCAAAAAGAGACGGUUAGUAGUCGAAUUUGCACUUGAAAAUGCAACUGUUGUUAAGAGAAGAAAUGAGAAGAUAAAAGUAUCCAGAGAAGUUUCCAAAAGAAAGAGGGGCCAAGACGAUGAAGGUAAAGAGGAUAACAAGAGGCAUAAGAACACGCAAGAACCCAAGGCUAACAAUAACAAGAGUGGACUAAAUGAUGAUAUAAAAAGAAUAAUUGGUUUAAAACGCAAAAGAAGAAACGGUAAGAACAAAUAA
Molecule: messenger RNA, 2028 nt
Organism: Eremothecium cymbalariae DBVPG#7215
Lineage: Eukaryota; Fungi; Ascomycota; Saccharomycetes; Saccharomycetales; Saccharomycetaceae
Gene: NOP4
Product: mRNA-binding ribosome biosynthesis protein NOP4
Exons: 1
Coding region: 1-2028 (675 amino acids)
Molecular function (GO): RNA binding
Source: RefSeq, a predicted model, not a curated record